Molecule: messenger RNA, 4752 nt
Organism: Chiloscyllium plagiosum (whitespotted bambooshark)
Lineage: Eukaryota; Metazoa; Chordata; Chondrichthyes; Orectolobiformes; Hemiscylliidae
Source: RefSeq, a predicted model, not a curated record
AUGGCAGUUUCUACAGCCUGCGAGAGCCCAAUGGAAGUCCCUAGUCUGGCUGUAGGAGACAUGACCCAUGGCAGAUUCACCAUCAGUGCCCACUUUGGCCAGGAGGAGGACACAAAGGACAUCUACUGCCUGCCUGAACCCACCAGCGACAGCAUGAGUGUCAGCAGCCUGACCCAGAACAACACCUACCUGAGAACCUUUGGCUACAACACCCUUGAUGCAGUGCCCAAUUACCAGCAUUAUGCCAACACGCCGAUGCCAGGCAAGGAGAAGAGGGCCAGACCCAGUCUGGUAGAUCUCCACUGCUACAUGAUGGAAAUGGGACAACAUCCAUCCCCCGUGAAUGAGAUUAGACCCGAUGAUGAACUUGGCAAAGAAAGGCUGGGUUGUGCAUAUAAACUUGUAGAAGAACCUGUCCGUUUUGGCUGGAUAAAAGGUGUUAUGAUCCGAUGUAUGUUAAAUAUCUGGGGUGUUAUCUUGUAUUUGCGAUUGUUAUGGAUUACAGCACAAGCUGGAAUAGCUUUAACAUGGUUAAUCAUCAUUAUGUCCAUAAUUGUAACCAGCAUUACAGGUCUGUCCAUAUCAGCAAUAUUUACAAAUGGCAAAGUCAAAUCAGGUGGUACAUAUUUUCUUAUCUCGAGGAGCCUUGGCCCAGAACUUGGAGGCUCCAUUGGUCUCAUCUUUGCUUUUGCAAACGCGAUGGCAGUUUCCAUGCACGUUGUUGGCUUCGCUGAGACUGUGAAAGAUCUCCUUGUUGAGUACAAUGCAACAAUUGUGGACCCCAAAAAUGAUAUACGGAUUAUUGGAGUCAUAACAGUGACAGUGCUACUUGGGAUUUCACUGGCUGGAAUGGAAUGGGAAGCAAAGGCACAGGUUGGCUUCUUCUUUGUGAUCAUGAUUUCCUUUGCAAACUACAUUGUGGGGACGUUUAUCCCAGGAUCGCAAGAAAAACAGGCCAAAGUUUUCAGCUAUAGAGCUGAUAUAUUUGCCCAGAACCUUUUGCCUUGCUGGUGAAGUGACUCGUCCUUCUUUGGCAUGUUUUCCAUUUUCUUUCCCUCUGCAACUGGCAUCCUGGCAGGUGCAAACAUCUCUGGCGACCUGAAGGACCCUGCUGUAGCCAUUCCAAAGGGAACUCUGUCAGCCAUUUUUUGGACAGCCUUUUCCUACCUUGUAAUUUCUGCUACCAUUGGACCUUGUGUUGUAUGUGAUGCCUCUGGUAGUCUCAAUGACACCAUUCUUGUCGGUUCAACGGAUUGUGAGGGCAUUGCCUGUGGUUAUGGAUGGAAUUUCACUGAAUGCACUCAGGCUGGUACAUGUACUUAUGGACUCAUUAACUGCUACCAGCCUAUGAGCCUAGUGUCUGGAUUUGCCCCUUUGAUUACAGCUGGAAUCUUUGGAGCUACGCUUUCCUCUGCACUUGCCUGCCUUGUGUCUGCCCCCAAAGUCUUCCAGCAUCUGUGCCAGGACAAUCUGUAUCCUGGUAUUGGUUUCUUUGCGAAGGGUUACGGGAAGAACAACGAGCCCAUUUACAGUUACCUCCUCACUUAUGCCAUUGCUAUUGGUUUCAUUCUCCAUAGGUAAGUAACUCCAAAUAUCUUGGAACUGAAUAUGAUUGUUUCAAUCAUCUCCAACUUCUUCCUGUGCUCAUAUGCACUCAUCAAUUUUAGCUGCUUCCAUGCUUCACUUACCAAUUCUCCAGGUUGGCGACUUUCAUUCAGAUAUUACAACAAGUGGUCCUCCCUGUUUUUUGCAGUAGUUUCCGUGGUUAUCAUGUUUUUACUGAUGUGGUGGACAGCCCUCAUAGCUAUUGGUAUUGUUGCCUUCCUCCUGGCAUAUGCCUUGUACAAAAAGCCUGCUGUAAAUUGGGGGUCAUCUGUUCAAGCUGGUUCCUAUAAUAUGGCCUUGUCCUAUUCUGUGGGACUUAAUGAAGUGGAAGAUCACAUUAAAAAUUACAGUGACUCUUUUGACUUGAAUUAUGGCAUAUGUGUGAUGAGAAUGAAGCAGGGCUUCGAUAUUUUGAGAAUGAUGCAAGCACACGUGGACUCCAGUACAGUCGUUGUUGCUCAGCAGACCAGUACCAUUUUCCAGUUGGAGCAAGGCAAAAAGACCAUUGACGUCUAUCGGCUCUUUGACGGAGGCCUUACUCUCUCAAUCCCAUAUUUCACUCGCAAGAGGUGGCGCAGUUGCAAGGUUCGUGUAUUUGUGGGAGGUCAGAUUAAUCGUAUGGAUAAGGAGAGGAAGGAGAUGAUUACUCUCUUAAACAAAUUCCGCCUUGGUUUCCAUGAGGUACAUAUCCUGCCAGAUAUCAACACGAGCCCACGUCCUGAACACUUAGAGAUUGAAGAUCUGAUUGCUCCCUACAGACUGAAUGAUGGCUUCAAGGAUGAAGCUAUUGUUAAGGAGCUCAGGAAAGAUUGUUCUUGGAAGAUCUUAGAUGAAGAGAUUAAGAAGAACCAGACAAAAUCACUCAGACAAGUGCAACUGAACGAGAUCUUGUUGGAUUGCUUCCGUGAUGCUGCGCUUGUAGUUGUUACAAUGCCUGUCGCAAGAAAGGAUACAUGCUCGAGCACACUGUACCUGGCAUGGCUGGAGACCCUUUCUCAGGACCUGCAUCCUCCUGUCCUCCUAAUCCGAGGAAACCAGGAAAACGUCUUGACGUUCUACUGUCAGUAACACUGGUUCAAGGACUGAUCAUGCGUUCACAUUAACACAUAUUUGGACUAAGUAUUUGCACCAACAAUUAACACAGCAAAAUCAUGAGCAUUUAGGAAAUUUAUCUGUAAAGCUGUAUCAAGUCUUGUACGUCUGUAAGUUUUUAGGACUUGAAAGCACAAAAUGGGUGACUUGGAAUUAAAAGAGCAGCGUGAAAAGUUAUUGUGAAAGAAGAACAUGGUUUCAUAAAUUGGAGAGUUUCCUCAAGUGUAAAACCUUACCUGAUGUGACUAGUGACCAAGGACAUAACCCAUUGUCCUUUUCAUUCUGGUUGACCACAUCUUCCUCCUGAACAACUCUCCAUUGUCAUCGAGCUGGGUAGGUCUCCUUUGAUCUUAUUCUAUCCUUACCUAUCUGUCAAUGUCUUUUCAUCCCCAGUCAUUCCUUCUCAUUCUCCCCAAAGAUCUAUUCUUGGCUCCCACCUGUUUCCCAUCCACGUGCAAUCUCUCUGUGACAUUGUCCAAGACUAUAGUGUUAACUUCCACAUACGUCGGCACCCAGCUCCACCACCACUCCCCCUACCACCUCUGUUGAUUCUACUUCUGUUGCUAAAUUAUCAAACUGCUAAUCUGACAUCCAGUAUUGGCUAAGCAGAAAUUUUCUUCAAUGAAAUAUUGGCAAGUACGAAGCUGCUGUUUUCGAUUCCCACUCCGUACUCCAUUUCCUAGCUACCAAUUCCAAACCUAUCUCUAGAAAUGUCUGAGAUGAGCUCUGUCUGCUCAUGCCCUUUGCAUCAUAUUUGAGUUAAAGUUGAAUUUUUGACCUCAUAUUCAUGCCAUUACGAAGACUGCUUAUUGACAUCUAUGUGAUAUCAUUAGACUUUGCCCCUGUUCCGCCUACUUGCUGCUGAGCCCAUGACCUUUGCCUUUGUUACCUCAAGACUUGCCUAUUCCAAUACACUCCUGGAUGAAGUCCCAUAUUCUACACCUCAUAAGCUCAAGGUCAUCCAUCUGAUGUCAGUGUCUUAACUUGCAGCGAGUACCUUUCACUAUCACCCCUGUGGUCUCUGACAUACCUAAUUCUCAAUUUUGUUUCCAAAUUCCUCUAUGACUUUGUUAAUCCCCAUCUCCUGCUGCUGUGCAACACUAAUGUCUGUACUAAUUUAGUUCUGAUUUCCUGAGAAUCUCCAUCAAUGUCGUGCCCUGGCUUGCUUAAAUUCUGAGCAGUGGCAUUCUGUCCUUACACUUCAUCUCUACCUUACUCCCUAGCUAUAAAACCAAGCCCAACCUUUUGUUCCCCUGACUUAAUAUAACCUUAUAUUGCUUGGUUUCAUUCUUGUUUGAUAAUGCUCCUGUGAAGUGCCUUGGGAUGUUUUAAUAUGUUAAAGAUGCUACAUAAAUCUAAGUUGUUGUAAUACAUAUCUUCUCACCGAAGAAAUAAUUUUAAUGCAGAAAGGAAAGGCCAACCUAUCAAUAUUCAUCGUCUAUAUUAUGUAAUGCACCAUGCAACUAAAACAGUCACAUUGUUCACAUCAAAGCCCAUUGUAAAACAUUGGAUAUUUUGAAUAUAUUAUGCUGUCAAGAAUGUUUAUCAUCAGUCACAGUGAAAGAAACAAGAAAAAGCAGUUGCCAGAGGAAUCGCUUCAGCAUCACCUCCCUACAAUCAGUCAGUUCUGCCAAGUAUUUUAAUGGUAUCAUUAUUUUUAAACCAAGGUUGAGGAUAUUGCCUGUUAAUAACCUAUCCAUCUAAUAAGUGCUAAUACUGUCCUGUGGAACUCUGGCUUCUCCAAAUCUCUCUGGCUCCAAUUGUUUAAACAAUUUCUAUGAUAACAACAGUCCUCCGUGACAUGUCAUGUUGUCAAGUGUGGUGCAGCAGGAGCGAUUGGGUUCAGUUACAUGCAGUGAUUUCCUAUACUGUCAGUUCCUAAGCUUGUCAAAAGGCACAAUUUGUAACAGGAAGACAGAAUUAAAGCAGAUAGUUCUUGAAAGAGGAUUCCUAGAACUGAGAUUUGUCAGCAGUUCACUGGUUUUGUGAUCUACAUAAAUAUUUUGGAGGAAAACAUAGCUGGUCUAAUUAGUAAGUUUGUGGACAGUACAAAGA